CCGAAUUGAAAGACAACAGCGCGGUUCAAUCCGCCUCCUGUCGUCAACUUAGCGCUUGUGCUUUGCCUCUUGUAUACCUGCAGCAUGCCUCCCAAGACAGGCGGAGUCACCAAACCGCAACGCGCGUCGCGUCGGAAGAUCGCUCUCGCCUGCGAUGUUUGCCGAGAGAAGAAGACUCGGUGCGAUGGCGUGAAACCCACAUGUGGUCCAUGCCUACGACGUCCCCAUGGCGCUCGCGAGUGCGUGUAUACAAUGGAUAACGCCAGAACCGCGAGUCAAGAUGAGUACAUGCGCGCGCUGCACUCACGGAUUCAGGAACUUGAGAAUGUCUGCGCUCGAGCUGGGGUGUCAUUAUCUGCAAUGGGAGAAAGUGUUUCAGGCGCGAAUCCUCCCGCAGGACAACAGCAACAUGAGCAUCAGUCUCCAGCGUCAUCCCGAGAGGUUGAAGGGGCACAGGGAACCAUCGACCGGCUGGGCAACACAGAUCAACCAACUAGUGCCCUUCAAGAUGUACUAUCCACCGCCAAUGUGAAUGAGACGGUACAAUAUCACGAUCCACAAGAAAUGGUCGCUUCGGAAGCCCCCAGUUCUGCAUCGCCGCAUUACGAAAGCCCUGGUCAUGUUACGGGAAUGGGCCAGAUAUCCGCGCCGGACAGAUUCUCGCGUACGCCUGUGUCUGUACCUGCUAAAGAGUACUAUGGGUCCCCCUCCACUGCCUCACUCAUGCGCUUCGCGCGGAUGACUCUACCCCCGCGUUCAUCAGGGACGAUGGGCGCAGACUCGGGAGGCACUCCCACUUAUGAAUUCCAGGAGUCUCCGAAUACCUGUUAUCGACCUGAUGACUAUACACUACCCCCUCGUUCGGUGGCUGACCAGCUACUCGAAUGCUAUUGGGACCGGGUAGCCUGUAUAUACCCCUUUUUUGACCAGUCCAGUUUUGAACUGGCGUAUCAGAAUCUCUGGAAGUCUGAGAAAGAACCCAUGAAUCCAUUGUCGAAACUUAACAUCGGCUUAGGUGGGCAGUUCGAUUCGGGUCCCAGAUCGAUAGUGUUUCAUGCGGCCUUGAACGCCAUGUUCGCGCUGGCCUGUCAUUUCGCGGAGAUCCCAAUUCAAGAACGAGAGUCAACUGCCCACUCCUUCUUCCUGCGCAGCAAACGAUUUAUUGGUCUAGACAUUCUGGAGCAUAACACGAUCGGGGUAGUCCAGACGCUUCUGCUCACCGCCCUGUAUCUACAGAGCACUCCGUACCCCAGUCGAUGCUGGAAUGCGAUCGGCUUGGCAUGUCGAAUAGCGCAGGGGCUGGGCCUGCACAAAAAUGACAGUCGCUUUCCAUGCACUUCGUUGGAAGGCGAUGUACGCCGGCGAACAUGGCAUGGUUGUGUAAUGCUCGACAUUCUAGUCAGCAUGACACAUGGCCGACCCAGCAUGACUAGUCAUCUCGCCUUUCUAUCACUGCCACGUCCUUUAGAUGCUUCUUGCUCACCCGAACGCGACGUAACACGAUCGGAAAUGAGCUUCUAUGUCGUGUCAAUUCAACUGCAUCAGAUUCUCGGCAAGAUCCUCUCCGAUGUAUAUAAUACAUCGAACAGCCAAUCGGAGGAGGACUCUACCCCAUCCGAUCCAUCGAAAGACUUGAACAUAGAUAAUGUGAUCGAGCUGGAGAAACAGCUUCAUACCUACAAGGCUAGUCUACCAUCAUAUCUCAACUGGACUGUACUAGGAUCGACAUGUGGCGCCACAGAGCCUUCCCCGAUCUUAGAACGGCAGCGGAAUGUCCUCCACGUACGGUACUGCCAUAUCCGCCUCCUGCUAUACCGACGAAUCUUUACUCAGUGCUACUCAGAGGUGGCUCAACACAGUCCUCAUGGCGAUAAGAGUGGUCCUGGCCGUGCCUCGGCCACGAAAAAUACCGAUAAUGCACUUUACUCUUGCAUUGCGGAUAAAUGUGCCGAGACCUGCAUUUUGACUGCAGUUGAUCUUAUUCAAGCGGUAUAUGACACCUGCUGGACUACAUUUACAGGUGCAUGGUGGUACAAUGGCUUUUAUACAACCACUGCUGCACUUGUCUUGGUCAUGUCCUAUUCAAUGCCAUCCCUGCUGCAGUCGGUAGGCCCCUCCUUGAUCCAAGAAAGCUGGGCCAAGUGUGAGAGAAUCCUGGGAGACAUGGCGAAUUACAGCCAUUCGGCGCGAACUUCUCUCCACUUCCUGCAGACCACCUUUAACCAAGUCGCCAGCCGCCGUCAGCCAUCUCCCGAACCGAGUGUGACUGCAGCCGGCGACACAAGUAUAAUCUUCGCAGAGCCUUGCACUACCACUAUCCAUCGAGAUAUGGGCUUGCCUGGCUCGGAGCAAAUAGCAGGGAUCUCUUUGACUUCGAACCUGCCUUCAUACUCGGCCGAUGACAAUCUGAGUGCACAAAACCUUGGUCUCUUUUCGUGGGUGGAUAUCCCAGACUUGCCGCCGUGGCUGGGGAGUAGCGAAUUCUGGUCGGGGGAUCCAAGCCAGUGAGAUUGUUAUGGCAGCGCUCGCUCAGCAUUGACCUUCUUCACCCGUCGCCGGCUUGACACCGUCACAAUACACGGUUACAAAGAACCGGAAAGUACCCGG
Aspergillus japonicus CBS 114.51 is the source of this 2607-nucleotide messenger RNA. RefSeq lists its product as uncharacterized. Bases 85 to 2508 code for a protein of 807 amino acids. Gene Ontology annotation, cellular component: nucleus. Gene Ontology annotation, molecular function: zinc ion binding; DNA-binding transcription factor activity, RNA polymerase II-specific; RNA polymerase II cis-regulatory region sequence-specific DNA binding. Gene Ontology annotation, biological process: DNA-templated transcription; positive regulation of transcription from RNA polymerase II promoter by galactose. The record is from RefSeq and is a predicted model, not a curated record. The transcript has 5 exons. NCBI's taxonomy places the organism in Eukaryota, Fungi, Ascomycota, Eurotiomycetes, Eurotiales, Aspergillaceae.